AUGAACCCAAAUAUCCCAGAACACAUCCCAGUGGAACAAUUAUUCCUCGACCUCCCCAUCCAGCACGUUAUCGACAAUAAAGCAGGAAUGCCGGCCACACUAUACGUCAACGCCAUCCGUGAACAGAGAUUCGGAGAUGCUAUAUGGGUACGCUAUAAUAUCGCUAGAGACGUGGAAGAUGGCAUAAAGGUGAGAGAUGAUAUACCGGGAAACACAAAUCAAACUGUACUCGAGGUGAUCAAGGAAGAUGCCUUGAAUUACAGAGUGAUUGCGCCGGGAUGCCAAGGCCAUGUCGCUCUAUGCGAAAACGAGCAGUACCGAUGGGCGUGCAUAUGUGCUAGAGAUUGUUUGCAAUCUUUCGGAGAGUGA
This is a messenger RNA of Penicillium subrubescens, 369 nucleotides long. RefSeq lists its product as uncharacterized. The record is from RefSeq and is a predicted model, not a curated record. NCBI's taxonomy places the organism in Eukaryota, Fungi, Ascomycota, Eurotiomycetes, Eurotiales, Aspergillaceae. Bases 1 to 369 code for a protein of 122 amino acids. The transcript has 2 exons.